Messenger RNA from Achroia grisella, 7103 nucleotides. Its product is annotated as adenylate kinase 9. The record is from RefSeq and is a predicted model, not a curated record. Gene Ontology annotation, cellular component: cytoplasm. The transcript is spliced from 13 exons. Gene Ontology annotation, molecular function: ATP hydrolysis activity; GTP binding; ATP binding. Bases 187 to 6756 code for a protein of 2189 amino acids. NCBI's taxonomy places the organism in Eukaryota, Metazoa, Arthropoda, Insecta, Lepidoptera, Pyralidae.
CUGUCUAAUCUGUGACUGUGGUGGUCAAAUUUGAAAGAAAUUAUUCCAUUUCACAUGCCUCUUUACAAAUACAAUUUCUUGUAAAUGUAAUUAAAUAAAAGUAAAAUUAUACAUUUUAUUAUUUGUAUCUAUAAUCGCUUCUAAUUUCAUAUUGGUACUUACAAGUACAUAUUAUUAUUUAUCAGGAUGCCUCCUAAGAAGGUUGAAGAACCCGAAAAGAAGCCUCUUAUUGGAAGAGUAGGAACUAAUUUAAAAGUUGGCAUUGUUGGGGUCCCCAAUGUUGGGAAGUCGACAUUUUUUAAUGUGUUAACAAAAAGCCAAGCAGCAGCAGAAAAUUUUCCAUUCUGCACCAUUGAUCCCAAUGAAAAUAACAAACCUGUAAUGCACCCUGGUUUAUUCGUAACUCUGAGGUUCAUCACCACCUGGGGAUCAACUCUCAAGGAGGAAAUCUCUCAAACAAUAAAAAAAUAUAAAAUCAAGCGGAACAGACAUCCAAAUAAACUUGCUGUUCAACUGACAUUGCCUGAUUAUAUGACACGUCUUAAGAGACAUAAAAUACCAGACUUCAACAACCUGACAAAAAUAAUUUUAUACGGAAAUCCUUAUUCUAAAAUGAUAAGAUUUGAGAAUUAUAAAGAUAAUUUGGUUAUUUAUGACAAAUAUGAUUUGCAAAAUUUUGAAAUCAAGAAUUGUAUGCUAUAUAAUGGACCCAUGCAUAUUAUUGAUAAAAGGGUGCCUAUUAAUACAGAUUGUAAAGUUAAGCCAUUAGCUUCAGCAGUGCUGGGUAUAAAUAAUACAACAAUACCACUUCCAGAUAAUACAGAAUUUUGUGACUGUUGGACAGACAUUGAUGCACAGGAAUUAUAUCUAACUGCAAAACCUACAUGCUAUUUAAUUCUGAAUAAACCUGGUGCAGGAGCAUAUUCUCUUGGUGAGGCAAUUUCAAAGAAAUACAACUGCGUUCAUUUGUGUCCAUGGAAUGUUAUCAAUGAUGAAAUAGAACAAGCAAGUUUGACUGGAGACUGUUUAGACUUUAAUUUCAGACUUGGUAAUGUGUUGAAAUUUGAUAACAUAAUGACCAUAAUAAAAAGGAAAUUAGAAUCGCCUGCAGUAAAGCAUAGAGGCUAUGUUUUAUCAGGAUUACCUCUUGUGACAUCCAGUAGAGAUUUAUUAUACUUUGUAAAUACAUUGUAUUCAGAAGAAGCAAUAAAAGUAGUGAAGGAUUUAUUACUAGAUUUAAUUUGUAACUUAAAGAAAAGGAAACCAAGAAAAACGAAAAAUAAUUUGGCAUCCCCUGUUACUUCAUAUAGUAGUGAAGUAAUAAUAGGUGAAGAGGAUGAAUCUGAAGAGGAACAACAUGCAGAAGAAAUACAAGAAACUAAUGAACAAGCAGUUGCAUUGCCUAAAUUUUUACUUGAACCUUGUUCUAAUGUUUUUUUACCUAAAAAGACUUUUUGUGGUACUAAGCAAACUAUAGUACUUGAACAAUUAAAUGAAUUGUUCAAUUUAGCAAUGAAACCAGACAUUAUAGUUUACUUGACUUGUACUGAUAUUGAUUUAGUAACCAAAAAGAAUCAUAAAUAUUUAAAUUAUUUAAAUAAUUUACAUAGCAUUACACCUUUUCUUGUAAAACAGGAAUCAGAAACUAGAUGGCCAGAAAGAUAUUCAAUUAGUGACUAUUUGACACCUUACGAUUCUCAUAAUUUUAACCCUAAAUACAAUUGCCAGCAUCCAAUGAAUUUUGUAGAGAAUUCAAUAGACCAGUUAUAUAACUAUAAACAAAUUAUUUUACCAUAUCUGGAAAAAAAACUUGGGGAUUUUAAUCAUAAGCAUGUUAUAAAGUUGGAUGCACGAACUUCAACAUAUUGUAUGAUUCAUAUUUUAAAUGAGAUAUUUUUUACUUUGCCAAUAAAACCUGUUCUUAUACCUAAACCUCUUUAUAUCGAAGAACCCCCACAAGAUAUUGAAGAUUUUUGGAGAUUGGUUAAUGAAUUAAAUGUCAUUAAUUGUGGGGUUAUUAAAUUUAGUUGUCACCCAUCUCCUUGGUUUAAUAGAUGUCCUGUACAACUUAAAAAAAGGCAAUCUGUUUUAGGAAAUACCAAAUUUGCUGUUAGCUUCUUUAAGCAUGUUUAUCUUUUAUCUUCCUUAGAAUCCAUGAUAAAAUUUUGUAGAAAUCCUCGUCCAUUUUUAAAACUGAAUUAUUUAGAACCCACAUGUAGAAUAAUAGUGUUAGGAACUAGGUCUUCAGGUAAAACUAUGAUUUCACAAUGUCUCUCCUGGAUUUUUGAUGCUCCUGUUAUAAGUUAUGAAUUAUUUUUACAACAGCAAAAAUGGAAAAAAUAUGAUAGUUUUGCAAGAACUAUAUUAUCUGAAAUAAUAGCUACAAUAGAGGAUACCAGAUAUGAGAAAUGGCAACAGAUGGAAACGGACCGACUUGCGAAGCUGGAUUUAUGGCUAGAUUUAAAUUUACCUCUUUUAAAAAAAUAUAUAUCUUUAUUAACUGUAUAUCUGAAUUCUAUGCAGCAAAAGAAUAAUGAAAUGGAAGAACAAACUGAAGUACCAGAUGCAAUAUUUCUGAACAAAUUAAAAUUCUUAAAGGAUUGCUUGUCAUUUCUACCAUUUUUAGAUAAUAUUGAAUUAUGUAAAACUGUUGUUAAUGAAAAGAAUUUAAUUCAGUAUGCUCCUCUUGAAUUAACCACUAUUACAAAGAAACCUAUGAUACCAGUCCUAGGUGAUAAAGAUGUAACACAAGCUAUCACAGCCUACAUUGUAGCUAAUGAUUUACAACAGGAAAUUGAACCUACUAUUGAAGAAUUGGUAAGGGAAAUAAUUAAUCUAUUGUCAAGUUUGGACAAAGAAAUGCAAAUGAAUACAGAUUUUGAUAAAUGUUAUGGAAAAUAUGUAAUAGACGGAUUUCCAUCUGAUCCAGAAUAUUGGAAUUAUCUUAGUGAAUCAAAUAUGUUACCUGACAAUACUAUUGCAGUAAUAGAGAAUAAAGAUGUUGAGCCAGAAAUUUUUAAGCAUUAUUUAGAAAUUGAAAAGCACCUCAAGAAUCAUCAAGAAAGAUUUAUUUUAGCAAAUGAUCCACUCAUUAAAACGGAACUAUUAAGAAACAAAGUGGUUGAUACCAAAGAGAUAGAUAUUCAAAUAAUUAUUCACGAUUUAGUAAAUACUGCUUUUGAUUCUACAUCUGUUACACAAACAGAUUUUGAAAGCAAUUCAAUUUCCGAGAGUCUACAAUCAGAUUUGUCAUCAUUUGUCGAAUCUUUGGAUAAAUUUCGAGAAAACUGGGAUACUGUAAAAUUAAAAUUAGAGGAAUACUCUAAAUGUUUUAUUGAAGUAGAGCUUGAUCUUAAAACGGAUAUCGAAAUAGUUGAAGAAGUUUUAUUAAAAUUACGUAAGAGUUAUUAUAUAACUCCCGAAAUUCAUGAACAUGAUGAAAAUGAAAUACUAGAUGUUGAAGAUGAACUGCCAAAAGAUAUCCUUACGUAUAAUGAUGCCCAAAAAUUAUGUGAAACUAAUAUAUAUUGUCCAAUAGCUUAUCAUAAAUACGGCACAUUGUGGGAAGGUAAAUCAGAAUUCAGUAUUAAAUAUGACAAUAAAAUUUACUAUUUUUGUAACGAGGAAUCUUUAGAAUUAUUUCAAAAGGAUAUAACUACAUAUCAACAUUAUAACGAUCCUUUUAAACGUCUACCUCCAUUGAGAAUAUGCAUAAUCGGUAGUAUUGGUAGUGGUAAAACAACUGUUUCAAAAUGUAUAGCUAGAGAAUUGGGUUUGAUCCACUUAGAUUUCUCAGAAAUAGUCCAUGAAUAUUUAAUACCAAAACAUUACAAAAAAGUGGGACGACAAUUUGAAAAUAGUUUUACUGAUAUGCCAAUAGAUGAAGAAGGCGUAUUAGAAUUCCAAAUGGGUGAAGAAAACGAAAAUUUAGCUUCAGAUAUAUUAUCAAACGAAAUGGAAUUACGCCGUAUGGUAUAUAAUUAUUUUGAAAAAGGAACACCUAUAAUGUCUCUAUUAAUGCAAAAACUAAUUAAAAAAAUAUGGUUUGAUGAUCCUUAUAGGGUAACAGGUUUUGUGUUGGAUGGUUAUCCUAGAUUACCAGCUGAUGUACAUGAUAUGAUAGCAUGCUUCUGUAUUCCAGACUUAAUAAUUGAAUUGGAAUCUAAUUCAGAAACAAUGUUACAAAGGAUGUCACCUCAUAUGUUUAGAACUUGGAAAAAUCAACUGAAUGAUACUAAAACAAGAGCCAAAAUAAAAUUCGACAUAGAGAAAAAGAAGUGGAGUGAUUUUAUUACGAAGAAUGUCGUUAUUAAACUAAUUUGUGAUGAACUUAUAGAAAAUAUAUUCUUCCCUGAAAGGUCACUUGCGCUAGCUGUCUCUAAAGAAAGUGUUAUAAUGGAUGCUAAUCCAUCAGGAUCUUCUAAUGUAGAUGCUAAUCUAUUUAAUAAUUUUAAUGAAAUGGUUCAGAUGUACCCGGAACCUAUAGAUCAAAGUGAAUGGGAAAAACCAAACGAUGCCCGUGAAAGGCUGAACUCGAGAUUAGAAAGUAUUUUCGAAAUAGACGAUGAAAAUAUUCUAACAUUGAAGGAUGUGUUAACAGAACAAAAAAUUAAACUAACAUCAGUCGAUAGCACAAAAAGUUUACACAAAGUUCUGACAGUUACUUUAUCUAAGUUAACAAAGCUAAGACAUCGCUGCGAAUCGUUUUUUGAACAAACAUUUAUAGUUGACUGUGACAUCGCAGAAUUGUUAUUAUUGGAAGGCUUUUAUUUUUUAAGUAAAUUUAAUCGGUUUUGUCCUGUACACAUAUAUGAAAACCCAAAUGCUGUACUGAAUCCAUAUAAAAUAAACAAACGUAAGAGUAAUAUAUUUCCGAUAAUAUAUAGAUCUUACAUUUACUUUAUUAUUAGCGAAGAAUAUGUGCAGAAAUUCAGGCAAAAUCCGCUCAAAUACGUACAAAAAAGUCCUAUGAAACUAUAUUUGGAUUAUCCUCUCAGAAUUGGAAUAAUUGGACCACCAAAAUCUGGGAAAAGUAUCUUAGCAAGAAGGUUGUCGAAUAAGUAUGGAUUAUUAUGUCUUUCCAAAGGCAUGGCUCUAAGGUAUAUAUUAGAAAAUAUGUACUGGACUGAAUUAGCUUCUAGAAUUAUGAAAGCGUUGCGCGACGGAGAAUUAGUUAAUACUGAUCUUGUAGUAAAAGCCAUACAAACUAUCACAAUUGAUCAUCGCGUUAUUACCAACGGAUUUAUAAUGGAUGGGUUUCCUGAAACAUGUUCCGAAGCAGUGGAACUGUCAAGAAUAGGUCUCUAUCCACUUAUAAUGUUUGAUAUAUCUGCAACAAAAAAUAAUGUAUUGGAGAAUUCACAAAAUGAAGUUUAUUAUAAUAUUUUAAAAAAUAAGCCACCCUACUCGUUUCCUUUCAUUGAAUACCGAUAUACGAAAUGGUUUGAAACUAGUCAUCGAAUUAGAGAUUGGAUAAACAAGGACUAUCAAAAUAUUUACGUUAUUGACGGAAACCAAUCAAGAUGGCAAUGUUUCCGAGACGCUGAUAAUAUUAUUAAAGAGAUAAUUAAUAAAGUUCUUAAUUAUGUUAAUAACGUAAACUUAAAUAUUGUACCCGCCGAUGUCAUGUGUAUUUCUAAUGAUCUUUUUCGAGAACGAAUGUCAAAUUUUAAAAAUAUGUGUCCACUAUGUUUACAAAAAAAUGUUUUAAGUCAUAACACUUACGUCUUAGAUAAAAAAGCAAGUAGGGUACCAGUCCCAGAUGAGAGAUUUGACUAUCUUUGUGAAUACCACAAGCCUGCCAGUAAAGUACCAGCAUUUUUGAACGUAGUUGAUAUAGCUGGGUUGGUGCGCGGUGCUGCUGAAGGUCAAGGUCUGGGCAAUGCUUUCUUGUCACAUAUUAAAGCCUGCGAUGCUAUUUUCAAUUUAUGCCGUGCAUUUGAUGAUGAGGACGUCAUUCAUGUUGAUGGUGACGUUAAUCCUGUAAGAGACCUGGAAACCAUUGGCGAAGAGCUGAGGCUCAAGGAUGAGGAACAACUGUUGCAAAAUCUAGAAAAGUUAGACCGUGUAGUUAACCGCGGCAAUGAUAAGAAACUCAAGCCAGAAUAUGAUGCACUGAAUAAGAUUAAAUCUAUUUUGGUGGAUGAAAAGAAACACAUUAGAUUCGGUGAUUGGAGUGCUGCAGAAGUAGAAGUACUGAAUAAAUACUUAUUCCUGACAUCAAAGCCAGCUUUGUAUCUUGUCAACUUAUCUGAAAAAGACUACAUUAGGAAAAAGAACAAAUGGUUACCAAAACUAAAGGAAUGGAUCGACAAGAAUGACCCUGGGGCGCCAUUAAUACCUUUCUCUGGGGCUUUAGAAACAAAAUUAUUCGAUAUGGAGGCUGCUGAAAAACAAGCAUUUUUGAAAGAACAAAACAUUACAAGUGCAUUGGACAAAAUAAUUGUGCAAGGCUACAAAGCGUUGCAAUUAGAAUACUUCUUUACCGCUGGUCCUGAUGAAGUUAAAGCUUGGACAAUUCAGAAAGGUACAAAAGCACCUCAAGCUGCAGGCAGGAUUCAUACAGACUUUGAGAAAGGCUUCAUUAUGGCUGAAGUAAUGCAUUAUAAAGAUUUCAAGGAGGAGGGUACCGAAGCGGCUUGCAAAGCAGCAGGCAAAUAUCGUCAACAAGGCCGAAACUACGUGGUUGAAGAUGGAGAUAUUAUAUUCUUCAAAUUCAACGCUGGGGCAGGAUUGAAGGAUGCAAAAAAGAAAUGACGUGACAAGGUACUUCUGCUGUUAGUACAUAUGUUAUACUUUAACCUCGUACUCUAUUCGUUACUACACGUCGCUUAAAUUAACUUUUAAGGAUUGUUUUAAAAUAAUAUUAAUAUUUAUAUCAACUCUCUAAUGGAAUAAAGCUUGUUGAUGUUUGUACAGGGCAGUUUAUUUGUAUAUCGUUUAAAAAUUUCCUUAAAUAAAAUAAAAUAAUAAUGAUACCAGUAUAUUUAUAUUUUACUUUAUUUCAAAAUAUAUAAAUUACAAACUAGUAUCUAUGUUAAUAACAGAAAACAAUAGGUAUACAAUUUUGCGUAAAUAUGACCACAUUUUGUAAAUAAGUAUAA